Molecule: messenger RNA, 681 nt
Organism: Entrophospora candida
Lineage: Eukaryota; Fungi; Glomeromycota; Glomeromycetes; Entrophosporales; Entrophosporaceae
Source: the annotation of a GenBank genome assembly
AUGAUAAGUAACACUAAUAAUAAAUCUGAUCAAAGCGAAACAUUUGCUCAUUUAUAUGAGGUGCUUUUAUAUAGGAGGAAGGAUAUAAUAGCAAUUCAAGAGGCAGAGCCUCAUUGUUCCACAAUAGAAAAACUUGGUAUUAGCUGGAAAGCUAGCAUGGCUAACAGUAAUGCAUUGGAACAAAUAGAACACGAGCCCGACAAGAAAACACUUGCUGAUUCAUAUAAGUUGUUAUUACAUUUGGUGGGAGAUUUAAUACCGAUACAGAAAAAUCUCGAUAUUGGUGACAAUUCCAUUCUGGCAGUGGAAUAUAAUAAUGUAGCAAAUCAAAACAAUAGGGGCUCUUCCAAUUUAUCACUUUCGAAAUUAUUUAGUUUGCUUUUAUACUUGGAAGAGGAUAUAAACACAAUUCAGGAAGAACUUGGUAUUGUCGGUCAUACUAAUCAAGAAAUAGCAGAAGAAGCCGAUAAAAAUGCGAGAGUGUACCUCCAAAGGUUUGAGAAAUUCCACGGCCCCUUAGAAGAUGAUCUAGGUAUCCUAAUAAAGAAAUUCGCUGAUAUGGGGGUAAAGAAAUUUUGGUCUACUGGUGAGGGACUACCAUUAUUUCCGAAUGUCUCUCCUGAGCAAUUACAUGAAGUUUUUGUCAAAAAACGGCUAGCGUUAAUCAGUGCCCAUGUCUAG